This is a messenger RNA of Camarhynchus parvulus, 870 nucleotides long. It is a transcript of the gene HOXC11, whose product is annotated as homeobox C11. Gene Ontology annotation, cellular component: nucleus. Gene Ontology annotation, molecular function: DNA-binding transcription factor activity, RNA polymerase II-specific; RNA polymerase II cis-regulatory region sequence-specific DNA binding. Lineage: Eukaryota; Metazoa; Chordata; Aves; Passeriformes; Thraupidae. Gene Ontology annotation, biological process: anatomical structure development; regulation of transcription by RNA polymerase II. Bases 1 to 870 code for a protein of 289 amino acids. The record is from RefSeq and is a predicted model, not a curated record. The transcript has 2 exons.
AUGUUCAACUCGGUCAACCUGGGCAACUUCUGCCCCUCGCAGGCGCGCAAGGAGCGCGCGGGCGGAGGCGGCGGCGACUUCGGCGAGCGCGGGGGGAACCUGUACGUGCCCGGCUGCGCCUACUACGUGCCCGAGCUGCCCGCGGUGCCGCCGUUCGCGCCGGGCCGGCAGCUGCCCUACCCGUACCCGGGCGUGCCCCGCGAGGUGCCCUACGCGCUGGAGCCCGCGGGGAAAUGGCCGCCCCCGCGCGGGAAUUACGCGGCGUGGAGCUCCGCGGAGGAGCUGCUGCACAGGGAGUGCCUGCCGGCCGCGGAGGUGCUGAUGAAGAACGAGAAUUACCAUCAUCAUCAUCACCAUCAUCAUCACCACCAGCAGCACCAAGGCGCGGCCGCGCCCGCGUUUUACCCCGCGGUGAGCAAGGGCUCGGUGCUGCCGCAGGGCUUCGAUCGAUUCUUCGAGAACUCCGCGCUCUGCGCGCCCGAGAGCGCGGCCGAGAGCGCGGACGGCGCGAGGAGCGCGGAGGGGAACGCGCAGGAGGAGGAGGAAGAGGAGGAGGAGGAGGAAAACGCCAACCCCGGCUCGGCCUCGGCGGCCUCGGCGGCCGGAGCCAAGGAGAGCUCCAAGAGCGGCGCUCAGAGCGCUCCGCGGACGCGCAAGAAGCGCUGCCCUUACUCCAAAUUCCAGAUCCGCGAGCUGGAGCGGGAGUUUUUCUUCAACGUUUACAUCAGCAAGGAGAAGCGGCUGCAGCUCUCGCGGCUGCUGAACCUCAGCGACCGCCAGGUGAAGAUUUGGUUCCAGAACCGCCGCAUGAAGGAGAAGAAGCUCAGCCGGGACCGCCUGCAGUAUUUCUCCGGCAACCCCUUGUUGUGA